UGAUACGGAUUGAUUUAAUAGACUCUGGUACUUGCAAACGCAAUGUUGCUGCGAAUAGUCGUCUUAUAUUGGAGCUUGUCAUCUAAAACGUUCGCAGAUUCCUCGGUGAAGCCACUGCGUUACAAUCUGACAAUCCUCACGCACUUGAAUGGCGGAGGUGCUCAGAACCAAUAUGAGGGGAUCGUUUCUAUUGAUAUAGAAGCAAUAAAAUACACUCGCAACAUAUAUUUAAACUCCAAAGACUUAAACAUGUUUAAGGAAAAAACAUGGUUACUGCGAUGGGCCAGCGGAAGAAGAAUCAGUGCAGUUGAGCUUAGGAAAAACGCCAAAAAGCCCGACGAGAUUAUUUUAAUCAUGGAGCACCCCCUUAAACUUGGCGAGAAAUACACUCUUCACAUAUUUUUCAUGGGCGGACUAAAUCGUCCGCAGCGUUACGGCUACUUUUCCGGUUAUUACGAUAAAACACCACGAGUGUUUUUCUCUGUGACACACUUGGAGCCGGACUAUGCCCACACCGCGUUUCCCUGCUUUAAUAACCCAAGCCAGCGGGCCACUUUCAACAUAACUAUGGUGCAUCACAAGAAAUUCGUUGCUCUCAGCAAUAUGCCAGCCAUAAUGACAACUCCACAUGAGGAUAUUACGGAUUAUGUGUGGACAACAUUCAUGGGUUCACCGCCGAUGUCUACCAACCAGAUAAUGUGGACUUUACAUCAGCUUGAGAAAAUUUCCAGUAGUCUUACGGCUUCAGGAGAGAAUGUCACCGUCUGGGCGCGGUCUCACUUAAAGCAGAAGUUGGAGAAGGUGGCUGAAAUGACUCCCAAUCUGCUUAGCAACUUUGAGACCCUGUUUGCCCAUCCAAUGCCUAAAGAUCCCGAUUGGGGUGGCAAAUACGAUUAUGUAGUGCUGCCGGGGUAUUCGGAAGUGUAUAGCGGCAAGGGUCUAAUAGUGAUCGACGAGGAUGAGAUAGAUCCGAUCAAAUCAUCAUUUGAUAAUAUGCAGGAAAUGCUGGCGGAGCUGUUAGCGCGGCAGUGGAACGGAGUACUAGCAAGCACAUCCGACAAGGAUGGAACAUAUGUGCGCGAUGGCAUUAACAACUAUCUGGCAUAUCAGGCGGAAGGCAUGCAAGUCAACGGCUCCCAUAACAUGACCCAUUUUUUAAAUACGCGUCAGGAUGUUUUGUAUUAUGAUUCCCUAGCCGACACGAAGUCCAUUGUAACUGAUGUGAGGGAUCCUGGACACCAAAGGUUGCGCAAGCACAAGAUAUGCCUACUCACCCACAUGGUUAAAGUGGCUUUUGGCGAAAAGGUAUUUUAUGAAGGACUUAAGGAAUUCUUUCAACGGUAUGCCAAAUCCUCCACUACGACCGAGCAGCUGUUGGAGGAGUUGCAACGAGUGGCCCGCCGAUAUCAUCAAUUGCCCAUCGGUGUCGUUCUGACCACUGUAAUGGAGUCAUGGCUUAAGCAACCAGGAUACCCGUUACUUACCGUCCUGCGCAAUGACGAGGAUAACAAGGUGACAAUCACCCAGAGCCGCUAUUAUCAGAGCAAACUGAGCGUCAGUUCCAAAAACUGCUGGUGGGUGCCAGUCAUCUAUAUCGGCAAGAACUAUACACUCUCCCAGUUGGAGUGGCUUGGCUGUAGCAAGAAUAAGGCCGAUGAAAUGCAUCUGAAAUAUGUCAUUGAACCGAAAGAUUGGCUACUGUUGAACGUCGAUGCUGCAGUGCCUCUUCGAGUCCUCUACGAUCUUUAUAACUGGCGGCUAAUCAGUGGGGCACUGAACGAAAAUUUUUCACAAAUCCCCGAGCUCAGUCGUGCUCAGUUGGUCGAUGAUGCCCUUAAUUUAGCCUGGUCCGGCCAAUUGCCGUAUAAUGCGAGCCUUAACUUAGUCUCGUACCUUUCAGAGGAAACCAGUGUUGUUGUAUGGCAAACAGCACUUAUCAGUUUGGAGAAGCUGCAGAGUAUCAUGAGAAUGAGUACGGGCUAUCGUAUUUUUAAGAUUUUCAUGCAUACACUAAUUGAACCAAGUUUUAAAGCUACUUUCACAACGUCUUCAUCAUCGAAAGCCAGGACAGACAGUGAAACAUCGACAAACACUGAAUCCCCGGAAAACGAAAAAAGUCCAAGGAAUAAUAUCAUAAUGGAAGUACCAUUGAAAACGAUCAUGUACCGGCUAGCAUGCCAGUACGAAAUCAAAGAAUGUUUGACAGACGCACAACAGCUAUUUCAGUCGGCGAUGGACCAAAAAUCCAUAUCCUCCAUACCCGAGGGACUACGUGAAACCGUACUCUGCAUGGGCAUCCGCAAGGGCUUGGAGGACCAUUGGGUAAUUGUACGGGACAUGUUGUUCGAAGCAACGGAUGAAAACGAGAAGCGUGUCCUUUUGAAUUCUCUUAGCUGCACCACAGAGUAUUGGGCGAUGCAGAAGUUGCUCAGAUGGACCCUCGACGAGGAUAAGAUUCCAAAAUCAAUGAAAGUUGGUCUCAUGGCCGCCGUAAUGCGCACUGACCUGGGUUUCUAUGUGGGUAAUCAGUUUUUGAUCGAUAACAUGGAGAAAAUUCUGCGUCGCUACGCCAACAAUGACCUCAAGUUGUUUCUGAAACCGUUUAUCAAUGCGGUAACUACAGAAAAUGAUCUUACAGCUCUACAAAAUCUUCUGAAAAAUAAGUUACCGUCCUCAAUGACAACUAGCAUAGCGUCCAUGCUAGAGCCUGCCACGGACAAGACGAAUUGGCGGAAGUAUCACUACUAUGAUCUUCUUAAAGGCAUUCGAGGUAUCACUAUGGAAGAUGACCCAAAUAAGAAUUCUUUAUGGGAUUCGGCUUAAGGAGAGUCUUCUAGAC
This is a messenger RNA of Drosophila eugracilis, 2839 nucleotides long. Its product is annotated as aminopeptidase Q. The transcript is spliced from 4 exons. NCBI's taxonomy places the organism in Eukaryota, Metazoa, Arthropoda, Insecta, Diptera, Drosophilidae. Gene Ontology annotation, biological process: peptide catabolic process; proteolysis. The record is from RefSeq and is a predicted model, not a curated record. The coding region runs from base 43 to 2823 and encodes 926 amino acids. Gene Ontology annotation, cellular component: cytoplasm. Gene Ontology annotation, molecular function: zinc ion binding; peptide binding; metalloaminopeptidase activity.